Paraphaeosphaeria sporulosa is the source of this 390-nucleotide messenger RNA. RefSeq lists its product as uncharacterized. The record is from RefSeq and is a predicted model, not a curated record. The transcript has a single exon. Bases 13 to 354 code for a protein of 113 amino acids. Lineage: Eukaryota; Fungi; Ascomycota; Dothideomycetes; Pleosporales; Didymosphaeriaceae.
GCCAGAAGUUUCAUGGGAAUGCUGCAGAACAUGCCGGCCAUAAAGGAGGUUAUUGAGUCUGAGCGGGCUCCCGACGGCGUCGAGCCUCUGACGAAAGACUCUAGCGAUGAAGAUAUGGAUGCGCGUAUAGCUCGCGUCGGCAAUACUUUCUGUCACGCAGCAGGCUCCAUAGCCAUGGGGAACGUGGUGGACACUGACUUUGAAGGUUAUUGGUGUGAAGGGUCUUCGCAUAGUGGACGCAAGCGUGUUCCCUCUGCCAAUCAUGACUCACUACCAGGCCAUCGUUUAUGCGCUGGGCGAAAAGCUGCAGACAUAAUCCCUACGGAACUAUCUAACGCCAAGGAGAAAAGUUGAUCAAUGUACGGGGGUACAACUUUUAGAAAACUUCAG